GGGGUAGCCCACCUGCCCUGCCGCCUCCCAGCGGACCCCCGCCAGAGCAGCCUCGGAAGACCGAGGCGCCCCCGCCGUCGCCUCCGCAGGGCCCGCGGCUCUGGCCCCGCUCCAGCGGAGCAGGCAGAAAGCAAGGCAGUCACAACCUGAGAAGCUACCGGACCUUCCUUGGCCCACUCAAACUGGGGGAACGCUGGACUUUCUGCAAGAAUUCUGGCUAACAUGUCAACCAUCAGCCCCGAGUACGACUAUUUAUUUAAGCUGCUGCUCAUCGGCGAUUCUGGAGUGGGGAAGUCCUGCCUGCUUCUCCGCUUUGCGGAUGACACCUACACAGACAGUUACAUUAGCACCAUCGGAGUGGACUUCAAAAUCCGGACAAUUGAGCUGGAAGGGAGGACCAUCAAGCUGCAAAUUUGGGACACUGCUGGACAGGAGCGCUUCCGGACCAUCACAUCCAGCUACUACCGAGGCGCGCAUGGCAUUAUCAUUGUGUACGAUGUGACUGACCAGGAUUCCUUCAACAACAUGCAUCUCUGGCUGGAGGAAAUCACCCGCUAUGCGAGUGAGAACGUCAACAAGUUGAUUGUAGGAAACAAGAGUGACCUCUCAAGCAAGAAAGCAGUGGAUUACACUACUGCCAAGGAAUACGCAGACUCCCUGGGAGUGCCCUUCCUAGAGACCAGUGCCAAGAACGCCACCAACGUCGAGCAGGCCUUCCUGACCAUGGCCGCCGAGAUCAAGAACCGGGUCAGCAGCGGCCCCACGCAGAACGACAGCCACAAGCCCGCCCUCCACAUCCAGAGCGGCCCGUUACGGCAAGAAGGCACGGGCCCCGGAGAAGACGGGGGCGGAGGCUGCUGCUGAGAGGCUGUCCACACGCUGAGUGAUGGAGGGCGAGUUUCAGGGAGUGCCCGGGAAGGGGGAAACGCCGGGCAACGGAAGCACCCCCACUAAGCAUCCCAGCUUACCUUUGCAGACUUGGAACACACAAAGGAACGCCUGCCGGAGCAUCGCCCAGCCCGCCUGCACCGGCUUCAUUCCACGUUCUGGACUUCAGAGCUUUCAGAGUCACCCCUAAUCAGUUGCUCCUCUGCUCCCGCCUCUUCCCAAGCCGGCCCACGGCUCUUCUGCUGACAGAGUUCCCAGGAAUGCCCUGGAAUAGAGGGCCGUCCACUGCAGGGUCCAGCUGUGCCCACGUCACAGUCCUGGAAGCGGCAGAGGGGAGCAGACGCCUUCAGAGGGGACUGAGGGAGGCGCACCCAUUACAUCCGCAUGCACAAUUCCACUUAACGUGGGGGAACAGCCGCCUCCUCUUGUUCUUUUAAACCCCCAAGCCCUUCUUUCAUUGCUGAAGACCCUUAGAGCAACCCAAAAGGCAGGUCGCCCCUCUGCUCUUCUUCCUCCGCCCUAGUGUUUGCCUCCCUCCUCGCUCUCGGGACCCAAACCGUACGGCAAAUACUUUCCUAUUGUCCUAGCGGCCACAAAAGUCGCCCAUCGUAACUCGGUAAAGCUUCAGUGAUGUUUCUAUGUCCUUCUUUCCACAACUUCCCUUCUUCCCCAGAACUUAAGACCCCCUGAGAAAGGAAAGGAAAAAAACCUAAACUUUUGAAUGGGAAAAAAUGGCAGGGAUGCAGGGUUCUCCUUCGCAUGCGCCCUGCCAGAUGUUCCUAAUAGGCCUUUUUCUGGUGCACACCUGCACCCGGAGGGCAGCUGCGUACAGUCCCAUCCCGUUACCUUUAGAAGCCUCUAGAGCAUGGAAAAAUCCCCCAAACUGGGAGGGUAAGGACAUCGAUUCAGGAGACCUCAUGAACUCUCACAACCUUUUCACUUGGAGCGAGGGAUCCAGUAAGGAAAACCCAGAUGCUCAAACCCCGUACAGCCGAUCUGCAAGCCUCAGGUUCACGCCCCCUUUGAAUCCUAGCACAGCCAUCUUUCACCUAUGAAACCCUUUUCCUGUAUAUUUUUAUUCCGUGUGCCACAACGUAGAAGAGAGUAGCGCCCUAUCUAGGUUUUGCCUGCCACCGAGAGGCCAUUAAAAAAGCCAUUUUCCCCCAGCAGAGCUCCUCCUUCCUCAAAAAGCCCAAAACAGCCCCCGGGGAGAAGAGGCGUUUUUCACACGGCUUGUUUGUCCUAGUUACUUAAAUAAGCCAUCUUUUUUAAGUUCAUGCAGUACGCUGAAUCCUACAUUAACCAAAGACACCCUAAGCCAUAAGCAACUAACCACGGCUACAAGCUAAAACGAACCUGACAUUAAGGGGAGAAUGCAGCUGCAAGGUCUGUAACGGAGCUGAUCGGGUUCAGCGUGAACCCAUCGGCCACAGUCUAUCGGCCAAGGUUUUCUCCACCGCUUGGAGGAUUCGAGGGUGGUUUGAGCAGGAAGAGCCGCUCAGGUGUGCUUCACAGGGCCAGGCUGACUUGAGACUUGUCAAGGGUAGGAGAGAGAAGGAAAAGGGGUUUCGUGAGAGCGGCGAACUCAUAUAUCCGAAGUGCUUCUAUGCAUUCCUACUUCCUUACAUUUAGGGUUUACAUUUCCCUUAUCUGCUCACAGGGCUGAAUACGAUGUACUGUGCAAACUUCGGUUUUCACCCCAAAUGUUGUCCUGCUGCAUUUGAUGAAAGCUUUAUAUCAGAGUUGGUCAACCUUGGCCCCUUGAAGAGGUGUGGACUUCAACUCCCAGAA
Python bivittatus (Burmese python) is the source of this 2679-nucleotide messenger RNA. Its product is annotated as ras-related protein ORAB-1-like. Lineage: Eukaryota; Metazoa; Chordata; Lepidosauria; Squamata; Pythonidae. Gene Ontology annotation, molecular function: GTP binding; GTPase activity. The record is from RefSeq and is a predicted model, not a curated record.